AUGGGGUGCUGCUAUAGCAGUGACAAUGAGGACUCAGACCAGGAUCGAGAGGAGAGGAAACUACUUCUGAACCCCAAUAGUCCCCCAUCCAAGACCCUAAAUGGAGAAGAACCCAACUACCACAGUCUGCCUGCGGCCCGUACGAAUGAGCAGGCCCUGCUGUCUUCUAGCCUUGCCAAGACAGCCAGCAACAUCAUUGAUAUAUCGGCAGCAGAUUUCCAGGACAUGGAGCAUCAUGAGUACAUGGACCGAGCGAGACAAUACAGCACCCACCUGGCUGUCUUGAGCUUGACUCACUGGAAGAAGCUGCCAACACUGCCGUCACUCACCAGCCAGUCCCACCAAGUGCUUGCCAGUGACCCCAUCCCCUUUGCAGAUUUUCAGCAGGUCUCUAGAAUAGCUGCUUAUGCCUAUCAUGCACUUUCUCAGACCCCAGUCAAUGCAAAAGAGGAGUUGGUCAUGCAGUUUGGAGUCCCAUGA
Molecule: messenger RNA, 480 nt
Organism: Dromiciops gliroides (monito del monte)
Lineage: Eukaryota; Metazoa; Chordata; Mammalia; Microbiotheria; Microbiotheriidae
Product: ragulator complex protein LAMTOR1-like
Exons: 1
Coding region: 1-480 (159 amino acids)
Biological process (GO): cholesterol homeostasis; lysosome organization; positive regulation of TOR signaling
Cellular component (GO): lysosome; late endosome membrane; membrane raft
Molecular function (GO): guanyl-nucleotide exchange factor activity; molecular adaptor activity
Source: RefSeq, a predicted model, not a curated record